Fulmarus glacialis (Northern fulmar) is the source of this 813-nucleotide messenger RNA. Its product is annotated as disco-interacting protein 2 homolog A-like. The transcript has 5 exons. The record is from RefSeq and is a predicted model, not a curated record. The annotation marks the transcript as partial. Lineage: Eukaryota; Metazoa; Chordata; Aves; Procellariiformes; Procellariidae. Gene Ontology annotation, cellular component: cell surface.
AUGUCCACUCUGAAGCAGUACAAGCAGCACUUGCAAAAUACAAAGAGAGAAAAAUGCCCAUGCCUUCAAAAAGACGGUCUGUUCUUGUGCACUCUUCAGUAGAAACGUACACACCUCCAGACACAUCGUCAGCAUCAGAAGAUGAGGGCUCGUUACGUCGGCAAGGGCGGAUCACCUCCACUCCGUUCCAGAGCCAUUCCAACGUAGAGCCCUGGCUUAACCGGGUUAUUCAGGGCUCCUCCACCUCAUCCUCUGCAUCUUCCACCUCAUCUCAUCCAGGAGGGAAACCUGCUGCUGCUUCCAAUACUGCUACUGCCACCGCUGCUGCCACUGUGCUUGCAGAUCUCAUGGCACACACCCAGCUAGAUAACCACUCUGCACCUCCAGAUGUAACCACUGGCCUGGUGGAACAUUUACAUCAUGAGCGUCCACAGGUAGCAUCAGUACGAGGAGUUCCCAGAGGCUACAACAGCAGCAUUUUGGAAACUGCAGAUGGUGUACCAGUGAAUAGCAGAGUGUCCUCUAAAAUCCAGCAGCUUCUAAAUACCUUGAAAAGACCAAAGCGUCCACCUUUGAAAGAGUUUUUUGUUGAUGAUUUUGAAGAACUGCUAGAAGUGCAACAGCCUGACCCAAAUCAACCAAAGCCUGAAGGAAAUCAAAUGAAUGUACUUAAAGGUGAACCCUUAGGCGUGGUAACCAACUGGCCACCUUCUCUGCUGGCGGCCCUGCAGCGCUGGGGAACUACCCAGCCGAAAGCCCCUUGUCUGACAGCAUUGGAUACAACUGGGAAAGCUACUUACACGCUUACCUAUG